Molecule: messenger RNA, 2278 nt
Organism: Quercus lobata
Lineage: Eukaryota; Viridiplantae; Streptophyta; Magnoliopsida; Fagales; Fagaceae
Product: GPI transamidase component PIG-T-like
Exons: 6
Coding region: 80-2095 (671 amino acids)
Biological process (GO): attachment of GPI anchor to protein
Cellular component (GO): GPI-anchor transamidase complex
Source: RefSeq, a predicted model, not a curated record
UUUUCCUUUCUUCAACUCUCUCUCUCUCUCUCAUGGCGGACUCUCUAUAGCUUCACACACCUUCCAAAGUCCUCACUCAAUGGCCCACCUUCCAAGACGGACUCACUCAAUCCUUCUCAUACUCUCCUUCCAAAUCUGCUUCUCCACAAUCUUCGCUGUCUUCGGAUCGGUUUUCCAAGAAGAAUUCUCGGAAGAGUUGCUUCUGAAACCACUGCCCGAUCGGAAAGUAUUGGCGCACUUCCACUUCGAAACCACAGCUCCUCCGCUCUCCACCUCCCAUGGCCGCCACCACCACCUCUUUCCCAAAGCCAUUGCUCAACUUGUUCAGAAAUUUCACGUUAAGGAAAUGGAAUUAUCUUUCACACAAGGCCGAUGGAACUAUGAUCGCUGGGGUGGAUUUGACCCCAUCUCAAGCAGCAAUGCAAAGCCUCCUGGAGUAGAGUUGUGGGCUGUCUUUGAUGUCCCUAAGGAUCAGGUUGAUGCUUCCUGGAAGAAUUUAACCCAUACUCUUUCAGGUCUUUUUUGUGCUUCCAUAAACUUCCUAGAGUCUUCUACAACUUAUUCUGCUCAUGAAUGGGGCUUUCACCCAUCUUCAGGUGGUCUGAGGUAUGGUACAUUACCCCGUGAGGCUGUUUGCACCGAGAACCUAACUCCCUGGUUGAAGCUACUUCCAUGUCGAGACAAAGCUGGGCUUUCUGCCUUAUUGGACAGACCUUCCAUAUAUAGAGGAUUUUAUCAUUCUCAACGGUUGCACUUGACCUCAUCUGAAUUUCAUUCAAGCAGCGUGGAAUCAGGAAUUGUACUAGAACAAGCUCUUACAGUUGUUCUUCAGCCUAAUAGUCACAAAACGAGUAAAACUUUUUCGAGUGAGACAAAAUUGCAACCAAGCUGGUCUUUGAGUUCAAUUUUUGGUAGGAAAGUCACAGGAAGAUGCGUUCUCGCAAAGACUAGUAAUGUUUACCUUCAACUUGAGAGAGGCCUAGUCACUGAGCUUGAGAAUCUGCAGAAGGACAACACGAUAACUGGGCCUGAUCAUGUAGGCUCUGGAGGGUUGAAGGAUAACCCUGGUUUUGAAUUGUCUGUUAGGCCGGACAAGAUGUAUAAAGAAGUAAAUAGCUUGCAUAGGAAGAGCUCAUCUGUUCUUUAUGAAUAUUCAAUUGAGAGGUACAGUGUCUUUGAGCCAUUUGAUUUGGGCCUUACAUGGAAGUUUCCUGUAGUUUGGUCAUGUCCACGAGCACCAUUACACUCUAGUAGGUUCUUAAUGGGUAGUGGGAAUCAAAGGGGCACUAUUGCAAUAUCUUUCAUAUCCACAGAUUUGGAGGAGGGGUUCCUGAGUGCUAAUAUUGGUGAAGAAAGUUGUAAGUUGCAAGCUGACAUUUUUCAAGUUGUGCCUUGGUAUAUUAAGGUCUAUUAUCAUACUCUACGGGUUUUUGUUGAUGGGCAACCUGAGGCUAUCACUAAUGUUGUAGAAAAGAUGCAUGUUUCACCUUCUGAAGACAAGGUAUCGCCUGGGGUGAUGGAGCUGGUCCUAAAAUUUCCUUGUGCUGUGAAAUCGGCAGCUUUAACUUUAGAGUUUGACAAGGGAUUUUUGCACAUCGAUGAAUAUCCUCCAGAUGCUAAUCAGGGGUUUGACAUUCCGUCAGCUGUAAUAAUCUUUCCAAAUUUCCAGACAAGCAUGCAUUAUCUUGAAGAUAACUCUUCAAACAAGUCACCCAUGUUGUCUAAAUUUCAGGAAAAGAGCCCAGUUCUGUCUUACACAGAAGUAUUACUUGUACCAUUGACAACUCCUGAUUUUAGUAUGCCUUACAAUGUCAUCACAAUUACAUGCACGGUGUUUGCAUUAUAUUUUGGAUCUUUGCUCAAUGUACUUCGAAGACGUGUUGGCGAAGAGGAAAGAAUUCUGAAAAACAGUGCUUCCAAGAAAGCUGGUCGGCUUCCUCAGCUGCUAUCCCGGUUGUCUGCCAAGCUUAGAGGAAAGGAAUGGGAACCCCCUCAGUCUCCCUCAACUUCAUCAUCCUUCAUCAGUUCAAAACUUUUACUAAAAGUCUUAAUAGUGGCUGGUGUGGCUGUUUUUUGGCAAUACUACUCUGAAUGACAUUAGCAAGCCAACUAGAUAUUUCAAUGUACACUAUGUGCCAAUGAGUAUGUACAAUAUGAGCCUCUAACCCAAAACUAACACCCUAGUUUUAUGAGUAGGGUACACACUUUGCUAAGAAUCAUCUUAAAUGAAUUGACUUAUUUACUGACUUUUUUAAAUAUUAAUUACCUUCAUCCUUCA